AUGAUUGUACUUUUAAUUCUCAGUUUUGCCAAUCGUCUAUUGGUUAGAGCAUGUCCUAUUCUUCUUGAGGAGGAUACUGAAUUUGAAAAUAAUUGUAAAAUUCCUGCAUUUAAUGGAACUUUGGAAUGUUCAUUUGAAGUGUCAAAUGAGUGGAACUUUCUGGAAUUCAGAGAAUGGAUAGACAACUUGAAAAAUAACGUUACACUUGAACUUACCUGCUUGAAAAAUGGAACAGUGUUUUUACCUGCUCCUUUCCGAGCCAGGAAUCUUCGGAAGCUUUACGUAAAAAAUUGUGUGAUUGAUGGCUAUCAUUCUGAAAACUUUGUAAUAUCAAAAUAUCCUGACUAUAUGUCAUACUUAUCUCUCAUAGAUGUUGUAAUUCUUAUUGACCCUAUAGAAAUAGCUGGAAGGAGUGUAAAUAAAUCUCAAUUUCUGAAAUCUGACUACUGUGGACAGGAAACACUUCUGGGUUUUGUCGAAAGAAACGUAUCUGAAUUGACGGUGUUGAAACCAAAUGUUACACACGAGGAUAUGAUCGUUAUGAGCAAGUUUUUAGAUGAUACAAUGAAAAAGGUUGAAAAUAAGAACCAUACGUGCAAUUUUAAAAAUAUGAAAUAUAUUGAGCACUCGGACAUGGAUAUAAUACGUCCCAUAUUUUUUGACUCUAUCACAAAGAAAAAAACAUAUCCGAGUCUUGAAAACUUUAAUUUCUCUUCAAAUUCGUUAUCAGAAAUCCCCAGUCAUCUUAGUCACUGGUGGCAUUAUUUUCCUCAGUUAUUACACAUAGAUCUCUCCAACAACAAUAUAAGAAACUUUUCCUUUGAACAACCUGAUGCUAAACCGAGUAACGUGACAAUCGACCUCAAACAUAACUCCAUAACAAGUGUGCCAUGGGACCUGUCCCUGUUAACAAUUGGGAAAACAGUGAUUGUGGUUGAUCUUUUGGACAAUCCCAUUCACUGUGAUAGUCGCGCUUGCGUACUCUCCAAGUAUCUGAACGAUCUCCCUCGGCUGGGUUUUACAGGUGAAUUCCUUGAUAUAAAGUGUCAUUCACCAAAGGAUAUGGAAGGGACGAAGGUUAAAACACUCUUCAACUCCACAUUUUGCAAAUAG
This is a messenger RNA of Saccostrea echinata, 1113 nucleotides long. RefSeq lists its product as uncharacterized. NCBI's taxonomy places the organism in Eukaryota, Metazoa, Mollusca, Bivalvia, Ostreida, Ostreidae. The coding region runs from base 1 to 1113 and encodes 370 amino acids. The record is from RefSeq and is a predicted model, not a curated record. The transcript has a single exon.